Propithecus coquereli (Coquerel's sifaka) is the source of this 564-nucleotide messenger RNA. RefSeq names its product transmembrane protein 185A-like. The record is from RefSeq and is a predicted model, not a curated record. The coding region runs from base 1 to 564 and encodes 187 amino acids. The transcript has 4 exons. Gene Ontology annotation, cellular component: dendrite. NCBI's taxonomy places the organism in Eukaryota, Metazoa, Chordata, Mammalia, Primates, Indriidae.
AUGUUUCCUGAGAAGCGGGUUGUGUGUGUUCCCCUGUCGAUUCUCACGUCCUUCCUGUGCCUGGUGGUCCUCUAUUGCAUCAUGUGGUCUUUCCUGUUGUUGCGCUCGAUGGAUGUGAUUGCAGAGCAGCACAGGACUCAGAUAACAAUGGCCCUGAGCUGGAUGACCAUCAUCGUGCCUCUUCUCACUUUUGAGAUUCUGCUGGUUCACAAACUAGACGGCCACAAUGCGUUCUCCUGUAUACCCAUCUUUGUGCCUCUGUGGCUCUCCUUUUUCACGCUGAUGGCAACCACAUUCGGACAGAAGGAAGGAAACCAAUGGUGGUUUGGUAUUUGCAAAGAUUUCUGUCAGUUUCUGCUUGAAAUCUUCCUAUUUUUGCGAGAAUACGGAAACAUUUCCUACGAUCUCCAUCACGAAGAUGAUGAAGAAACUGAAGAAACCCCAGUUCCGGAACCUCCUAAAAUCGCUCCUAUGUUUCGAAAGAAGACCAGGGUGGUCAUCACGCAGAGCCCUGGAAAGUAUGUGCUGCCCCCUCCCAAAUUAAACAUCGAAAUGCCCGAUUAA